Molecule: messenger RNA, 857 nt
Organism: Halichondria panicea
Lineage: Eukaryota; Metazoa; Porifera; Demospongiae; Suberitida; Halichondriidae
Product: hematopoietic prostaglandin D synthase-like
Exons: 1
Coding region: 141-764 (207 amino acids)
Biological process (GO): glutathione metabolic process
Molecular function (GO): glutathione transferase activity
Source: RefSeq, a predicted model, not a curated record
CCAUAAUUGACCACAUAACUUAAUCAACGCGCACGUCACAAGUACGUACCAACUCCUUUACAUGUACUCCGAUCCUACAAUAUGCGCCAUAUGCAUGUAGAUCCUGUGGAUGGUCAUCUAAAACUGGAGAGAUCAUCACAAUGCCCACCUACAAGCUGACUUAUUUCAACAUACGUGGAAGAGUUGAAAUAAUUCGAUUGAUCUUCAAGCAAGCCGGAGUUGAGUUUGAAGAUGUUCGUGUAUCCCAAGGAGAAGAAUGGCUGAAACUUAAACCCAGCAUGCCCUAUGGCACAAUCCCAGUGCUGGAAGUAGACGGCAAACAGCUUCCUGGGCGUGGCAGUAUUCAACGCUACCUAGCAGAGAAGUUUGGUCUGGCUGGCUCGAAUGAUUUCGAGAAUGCUCAAGUGCAUAGCAUCGUUGAUGCUGAAAAUGAUUUCGCACAGAAGUUCCUAGGCGUAGUUUUCGAAAAGGACGAAUCAAGAAAGUUCAAACUCAAAAAGAAACUGGAAGACGAAGUCAUGCCGAAAUAUUUAGGGAUUUUCGAGCAGAUUCUAACCAAGAAUGCUUCUCCAGAUGGAUGGUUCUUCGGUUCCAAGGUGACCUACGCUGAUCUUGGCUUCUUUAAUAUGAUGUGUUGGUCAGUGAAGGAAGGAUACAGCUCACUGCUCGAUAAGUACCCUGCCAUAAAGAAGAACAUAGCAGCUGUGGAAGCACUCCCUAACAUCGCCAAGUGGCUGAAAGAAAGACCUGUGACUGCAAUGUAGAACUGAUUUUAUUUCUAGAUCACUCAUGAUUUUUUGAUUUUCUACUCAUUCGAUUAUUGCAUUGUGCAUUGUUAUCACCUUGUGGUGAAGUUA